AAUAGUUGGAUUGAUAUUUAUUAACUUUUAAAUGAUUAUUUUUAUUAUAGAAAAAGUAAAAUGGAGGUAAAUUCAAAAUUUGUAAGGAGCAAAUUUGAUAACACCGAUGAAAAAAAAAUCGAUAACGGUGAUCACAUUUUAUCGGAAUUAGAAACUGAUUUUAAACUUGGUACUGAUAAAUAUGAAAGAUUGAAAUUUGGUUUUGAAAUGGAAAAAAAUUGUUUGCUUAGGCAGAUUCAGUAUUACGAAGAAAUGCAAAACAAGAGUCAAAUUUUGUACAAUCAAACCAUAACUUACAUAAACAACUUAUCAUCUGAAAAUGUUAUUUUGAAAAAACAGUUAGACGAAAUGAAAAAUAUCGAUAUGGAAAAUAGAUUUUCACAAAAAGAAAAUUUUUCGCAAAGAGAUAUUUUUACUACGGAACAAUUUAAUCAGAUUUUGAUCGAUAAACAAAAUUUGUUAAAACAACAGGAAUCGCUAUUACAAGAAUAUCAACAGCAAAUAGCUCGUCUUUCAACUGAUAAUAAAAUUUUGUUAGAAAAACUCGACACAGAACGUCAAACUGUCAUUUCGUUGCAGAACGAAAGAAAAAUUUAUUUAGAGGAAAGAUCAUUACUGAAAGUAAUAUUUGAGCACAUGAAAAAUGAAAUAACCCGUCUUCAAAAACUGGAAGAAACUAUAUCAGAUGUCAGCGACGAGGCCAAUAAGUUAGCCAUUGUGGCUGAAUAUAACAAAGAACUCGGUAAAAAAUUAAAAACAGAAAUAGAAGAAAAAGAUAAAACUAUUUUGACCCUUCGUAAUACCAUCGAACAUUUAAACGACAUCCAAUUGAAAAAUACGAAAGAAAAAGUGUCGUUAUGUUUCGAACUUUCCGAAUUGUCUCAGAUAAAAGACAAACUUGACAAUCAACUGUCAAAUGUCGUUAAGAAAAAUGAAGAAUUAGACGAGGCCAAGCAAGAUAUAGUUCGAUGUACAAGCAAUCAGCUCGAAAAAUUUGAGAAAGUUCAGAGAAAAGAGAGAAUUGCUUUUAAAGAGUUACUUAAGGAUAUGAAAUUAGUAACUAAACAGAGAAAUUCGUUGAUUAAAGAAAGGGAAAUCACAAUAAAAGAGCUUGAUUCAAUGAAAAAAUUAGUCGAUGAUUACGCUAAGAAAAUUGAUUAUUUAUUAUCGAUAAAAGAAGAAAAUGAAUAUACAUUGAUUACUUUGUUAAAAAGACGUGAGGAGGAUGAUUUGAAGAUUUGUAAAUUGCAAGAUAAAUUGAGGUUAGAAACCGGAACUUACGUAGAAAAUGUUAAGCAGUUGGAAAAGUUGAUUUUCGAGCUGAGAAAAGAGAAAACUGAUAUGGAAGACAGUAUUAAUUAUUUAAAAAACAACACUCAAAAAUUAUACGAUGAUCUAAAUUCCUCUAGAAGUAACGAAAAAGAACUCAAAGAUACGUUAAAUUCAUGUUUAACUGAAAAGAAAUUGUUGGAAGAGGCGAUUAUCAAAAGCGGACAUGUUAUAGCGAAUCUUACAACGGAUAAAGAUAAUUUAACGCAAGAAUUACAAAAAUCGAAUGAAUUUUGCGAGAAAAUUUUAUCCGAUUUAGAAAAAAAUUUAAAAAACACAACCGAAAAAGAAGAAUUAUUAAAAACCGAAUUAGACGAGAAAAAAGAAAUGUUGCUGCGAAGCGAUAUUAAAAACGAGCAGUUGAUAAAGGAAGUUAUAGACAAAAAAGAACAAUUAAUACGUUUACAGAAUGAUUUAGAAAAAAUCAAAUCAGAAAAUAUACGUUUUCAAGAGAAAAUCGAUCAUUUUUCAACUAUAAAAUUGAAUGUCAUCGAAUUAACUGAAAAACUUGAGCAGGAAAAAACAUCAUAUGCAGCUUUAUCUGACAUACAUAAAGAAAUAUCGACCAAGUUUAUAGAAAGCGUGAAGAAAAACGUGCAAGAGAAAGAAGCAAGAUUAGAAAUUGAAAAAAAAUUAGAACAAGUUAAAGAACAACUUAAGAGGAUUCCAACUGAAAAAGUUGUAUAUUUGGAAGACAAUGUCACCUAUCAAGACGAGAUCAAAGUUAUAACAGCUGAAAAUGAAAAACUCAAAAAAGAAUGCCAAGAAAAUCAAAAUUUAAUAUUUUCUCUAAGGCGAGAUAUAGCCCAAUAUCAACAACAACUUAUUGGAUUGGAAUUUCAAAAGUCUGAGGUGACGCUUCGAUUACAUGAACUUCAAAAAAAAUAUGAAAUUCAGGUGAAUUUGUGCGAUCAACUUCAAAAUAUUCAAAAAGUAAUUUUAGAAACGAUAUAUAAACUUAAAGAAAAUGAAUUAAUUGAUCAAGAACAGUGUAGCAGUUUAAUUAAUGUAAUGAAAAUUUAAAAAAAAAAUAAAAUUUUCCGAAAAAA
Messenger RNA from Diorhabda carinulata, 2378 nucleotides. Its product is annotated as centromere-associated protein E-like. The record is from RefSeq and is a predicted model, not a curated record. The transcript is spliced from 15 exons. Bases 61 to 2352 code for a protein of 763 amino acids. Lineage: Eukaryota; Metazoa; Arthropoda; Insecta; Coleoptera; Chrysomelidae.